AUGCAACCCUCAUGGGACCCGAAUCCCGCUUUGUUGGGGCUUUUGUUGUUCCUUUCUCCAGUUCACCACCGCCCCGUCUUCGCUUUAUGUAUUCGCUUUCUUCAAGGCUCCUUCUUCCUUCAUUUGCAGAUACUGAAAGGCACCCACGAAGAGAGCAUGGCUGCAUUUGACACUGGCAACAGUCCGCCAGAGCCGGUUUCCUGUACUGUCCUGAGAGAUGACAUCGCUUUGCCGCGUAUCUGGCAUGUACAGAAUGACAGAUCAGACGCAUAA
This is a messenger RNA of Protopolystoma xenopodis, 273 nucleotides long. NCBI's taxonomy places the organism in Eukaryota, Metazoa, Platyhelminthes, Monogenea, Polystomatidea, Polystomatidae. The record is from the annotation of a GenBank genome assembly.